Messenger RNA from Antechinus flavipes (yellow-footed antechinus), 9520 nucleotides. It is a transcript of the gene AFF1, whose product is annotated as ALF transcription elongation factor 1. The coding region runs from base 795 to 4439 and encodes 1214 amino acids. Gene Ontology annotation, biological process: regulation of gene expression. NCBI's taxonomy places the organism in Eukaryota, Metazoa, Chordata, Mammalia, Dasyuromorphia, Dasyuridae. The record is from RefSeq and is a predicted model, not a curated record. The transcript has 21 exons. Gene Ontology annotation, cellular component: super elongation complex; nucleus.
UAUUUCUAGUCUCCAUUUUCCUAAGUGUUCAUACUGCAUCGUGAGUGCUUGGGGAGCAGCAGAUGAGAACUCUGUGUUCCAGGGAUACCAGUUUGUACUUUGUUAGGAAUCUGGCAAAGGACCAGUUUGUAGGCGGGUCCCUGGCAGGUCUUCGGCCCCUGCACUUCAGCACUUCCUCCUUGAUAGGCUGGUCACCCUGGCUUGUAUUUUUUUUUCUAUCCAAUCCUCCUCUUUUUCUUGCCUUAAUAGUCUAACAUGCCCAAUUAAGGAGGUGGAUUGUACCACGAGAACCUUCUUGGAAGGGGUUUUGUUUUUUUCAAUCUACGCAAUCCAGCAACUUUCUAUUGCCCAGGGAAUGAUUUCUUCCCUUCCUGCCUUUUCAAAGUUUUGUUUUUUGCUUUUAGGUGCUGGCCAGUGAUUUUCCUUAGCUGCAUUUUUUCCCCUUUCCUUUACAAUUUUUUCCCCCUGUUUGAUAUUAAAUGCUUUAAAUUCCGUAGGUUAAACACGAACUCCCUGUGCCUAGGAAAGUGGGGCGAACUUGCUGAAACUCAGAAUGCCCGGAUGUCUAUCUGAAUUCAUGUAAUCCCAAACUGAACUAGAGGCUUAGUUUAGGAAACUGGAGUCUCUGGGAACAGGUAGAAAAGUGACUUUUUUUUUUUUUUUAAAGAGAGUGCCGCGCGUAAGGGAGAUAGGAAGCAGACACCCACUGACUCACCCCCUACAAAUGCUGAAGGAGAUUUUGACUGGAGGGUCAGCCAGAUGAGAGGGCUGAUGGACUGCAGACUUUUUGCUUUAUGAACUUAAUUAUGGCCUCCCCGUCAAGCUUGUAUAAUGAAGAUAGAAACUUACUUCGAAUUAGAGAGAAGGAGAGACGCAACCAGGAAGUUCACCAAGAGAAAAAGGCCUUCCCUGUGAAUGCACCCCUCUUUGGAGAGCCCUACAAGACUAGCAAAGGAGAUGAGUUGUCCAGUAGGAUUCAGAAUACAUUGGGUAAUUAUGAAGAAGUCAAGGAGCUGAUCAGUACCAAAAACCAGAAUCUUUUUGGUGUCCCUGAAGAAAGUAGCAUCCCUUUAAUCCCACAAGGAAAAUCUAGGUGUUUAUUCUAUCCUGAGAAGACUAGUAGUGUCACACAGUUAUCAUUCUUCAAUAGUGCCCAUCACCAAGUUAUCAAUACUCCUGCCUCUGGGUCUUCUUUUUAUAUUCCUUCUCAUUGUCCAAAAACAACUCAGUCAAGAAUGGAACCAGCUUUUAGCUUACAUGUCAAAAGUGAUGGUAUGUCCAACAUUCAGCACCAAGGAAAAUACUACAGUAUUCAGGAACGCCAUCAUAGGAGUCAGAACAAGAAAGAUGAGUACCGGCCUGAAGGAAUCCCUUGUCUUGACACUUCAGACGCAGCCCUAAAAGUGGAAGGUUCUCUCUUGUCAUCCGCAUUGUCUUCCUCAGUUCCAACAUUGGUAUCUCGUCAUUCCAACCAAUCAGCUGGGUCCAGAAUUCUGGCAAGCAGCAAGAGUACUAGUAAGGGCUAUGCCCAAGCUAAAUCUCCCAUGCACCUAGGACUUGAGUCUAAAGAGGAAAAGACUCUGCCAUACAGUUUGGCUCUAGGUACAAGCUUAGGGAUAACAACUGCCCAACCUCCUCAAACAUUUCCCCCUCCCUCUCUCCCCUCAAAAACCACAGCCAUGCAGCAAAAACCUACAGCAUAUGUCCGGCCCAUGGAUGGUCAGGAUCAGGCACCAAGUGAGUCACCUGAACUGAAACCACUGCCUGAGGAUUAUGAUGGACAUUCCUAUGAGAAAAUGCCCGAUUUUAAAGGGACUGCCAAACCCAAACUCUCUAAGUUGAAAAUGCCUCCAGAGUCCAUGGAGCAGGCCUUCCCAAAUGAAGUGCACUGUGUUGAAGAAAUAUUAAAGGAAAUGACCCAUUCAUGGCCUCCACCCUUAACAGCAAUCCAUACACCUAAUACAGCUGAAUCUUCAAAAUUUCCUUUCCCAACAAAGGAAUUUCAGCAUAUUGAAACUGUAUUACAGAACCACAAACAGCAUGGUACAUCUUCAAAAACUUGCUCAAAUUCUCAGCAGGCAACAUCAAUGUUAGAAGAUGACCUUCAGAUCAGUGACAGCGAAGAUAGUGGUGAUGAACAAGCCUCUGAGAAGCCCCCUACUUCAUCUGCUCCUGCAAGUGUUCCACAGUCCCUUGCAGACAGUGUGGUUUCAGCACAUUCCAGCAAUACAGAAUCAGAAAGCACUAGUGAUUCUGACAGCUCUUCAGACUCUGAGAGUGAGAGCAGUUCAAGUGACAGUGAAGAGAAUGAACCUCCAGAACCUCUGGCAGUUGAGCCUGACCCACCCACAGCAAAUAAAUGGCAACUGGACAACUGGCUCACCAAAGUCACUCAACCACCUGUAUCAACAGAGAACCUCAAUGAAACAGGGCCCCAGCACCAACAUCAGGAAGUGCAUGGACAAGGCAACAGUAGCACUAGUGGUCAUGAGCAUACUGUCUCCAAUGAGCCCCACUCUGCUAAUUCCAGUAAAGUCCCCAGGUCUACUCCUGAAGUUUCCCAUCCUGGCAAGAGAAACUACUCAAAGUCUGUUAUACAACAAGGCACUGGAAGACCCCCACAUUGGCAGACAGUUGGUUCAAAGCAACCGAAAAGAGCUGUAAAAGCUUCCACCCAGGAAGAUUUUCAGGAUAACUUGAAGGUAGAAAGUGAACCAGUCUCUACACAUGGGUCAAAAGACCAGUCUUCCAAAGAUAAGCCCAAAGUCAAAACGAAAGGGAGACCUAGAUCUUGUGGAGAUAGGCAAGAGAAAUCCAAGACUUUGUCAGUUCCCUGUGAAAAGAAGAAGCACAAAAAUUCUCACCCAGUGCCUGUGAAAACACCCUUGGACCCUGAACCCACAAAAAACAAUAUGGAUGAUCAGAGACUGGAACAUUUCCCUAUCAGUCCCCAGAUUCAGAACCAGGGUGCCACUCAUGGCAGUAGCAACAGGAAUAGUGGUUGUAAAGCAUCUUUGAUUGUUCAAGAGGAACUUGUUGGGAGUAAGGUCCUAUUGCCUUUCAGAGACACAAAGUCACUCAGGGAUACCCCUCUCCUACAAAGCCUAGUGGUGAAGAUAGACUUAUCCCUCCUUUCUCAAGUCCCCAAGAUGCCUGGAAAGGGGUGCCAGCCAAAGAAAAUGGAAUACAAACAACUCCCAACUGGAAAUAAGCAGGAGUCAGAGAAUAGAAACAUAGAGAAAUCAAACAAAUUGAUCACAAAGAGAAAGAAUGAAGCAGAAAGAGACUUUGAUAGCAAGAAAAUCAAACUGGAGAAAGAAACCAAAUUCUCGUCAUCAUAUGCUCACAAAGACUCUAGUAAACAAAGAUUGAAGCCCUCCUCAGACUUCGUGAAGAAAGAGCUACCACCAAUACCACCUGAGUCUCCUUCCCACAAACCAGCCAAGAAUGUACAGAAAAGACCAAGGAAUGAAACCUCCCCCUGUGCUCAGGGGCACUCCAAAAGUACUAGCACCACUAAAGAUAGCCAUAAAGAUUCUUCUUCUAAACAUAAGAGAGAGGAAGGAAAGCCUUCUGGAAAUUCUACAAGUAAUAAAGCAUCUCCAGGUGAUCUUUUUCCUGUGCCUUCUUUGCCAAAUGGUAACUCCAAGCCCCCAAAGCAUCAAGUCAAGCUUGAAAAACAAGUUGCUGCUUUUCACCUGAAGGAAGCCAAAAAGUUAAAGCACAAGGCAGAGUCAAUGUCAGACAAGGUUGGAAAAGCAUUUAAGUACUUGGAUGCUGUCCUGUCCUUUAUUGAAUGUGGAAUUGCUUUAGAGUCUGAAAAUCCAACAUCCAAGUCAGUUUACUCCAUGUUUUCAGACACUGUAGAUUUCAUUAAAUUCAUACUGUCAUUAAAAUCCUUUCCAGAUUCCCCACCAUCUACACAGGAAAAAAUUUUCAUUGUUUUAUGCAUGCGUUGUCAGUCCAUUCUUUACAUGGCAAUGUUUCGUUGUAAGAAAGACACUGCAAUAAAGUAUUCUCGGACCCUUAAUGAACAUUUUAAGAGUUCAUUCAGAGCGGCACAGGCAGCUUCUUCAGGUGUCUCAAGAAAUAUAAGCACACCGUCACCUCUGUCUCCUAUGCCUUCUCCUGCAAGCUCUGGAGUUUCCCAGCCAGGAUCAGGUGCUGGAAGUGCAGGGAAUGGUGGCGUCAGCUCAACUGUCAGCACCCCCGUUGUAAUUCAAAAUAUGACCUCUUCCUAUGUCACCAUCACUUCCCAUAUCCUUAAUGCGUAUGAUCUUUGGGAACAAGCAGAUAUCUUAGCAAGGAAGAAUACAGAAUUUUUUACAGAGCUUAGUGCGAGUGUCUGUGCCCUGGUUUUGAAUAGCAGUCUGAUGGAGCUGGUCCUCUACAUCAGACAGGCCUUAAAGCAGCUACGGCAGAUGGCAAAACCGCUCUAGCCAGUGGUUAGAGUGGCUCAAUGCCUUGUUGCACUUUGGAAACCUCAGAAAGAGUGGCCCUCGGCUUUAUUGGGACCCCAGCUCAAGAGUGGAAUGAACUCCAGUGGGAAUGUGACCUUGCUUCCAAAUCCUGAAACUGUGCCUACAUCUUUGGGCAAGGACUGUGUGAGUCUACACUAGAGAAGAGAGAGAUGAAGAAGCUGCAGAGUUGGUGAUUUUCUUUCCCAAAGGACAGAAGUGCAAUGUAUAGCCUGAAAAGUUGGUUGUGUGUCAGUGGUCUGUAAACAUUUCUCUGGCUUUAUAACAAGCAAGAUAAAAAUUAUAAUUUGAUAAUAAGAAAAGGUAAUUCCAACUUUGAAACUAGAUACAUCUCAUCUCAAAAUCUUCCACAGUCCAUUCUUACUAGUAACACAAAGAAUUCUUCCCUUGAUUUUUUUUUUAAGAAUGAAUUUUGGUAUAAUGUUUGAAAUGUUUUAUGUCCCUUUCUUUAUUUUUCAAUUUUAUUUAUUUUUUUAAUUGUGAAGAGGAAAGGGGAGUAUUUGUUUCAGCCGCCAUACAUUGAAACAGAAGUUGUGAAGGAUUCUAAGGUAUCAUUCUGUCUACCCUGUGAAGUAAGACUUUGAUGAAAUCUAGUAUUUAAUUCAUACAAUUUGAGAUAUGAUCUUCUAUACUGUAAGUUAAUUUCUUAAACAAUACUACUUUGGUUUUCUUUUACUUAGGGACAGACAUAGAGAGAAUUAUUCUGAGUCCAGAGCUGUGGAGAAGAAAAGAGACAGAAUUUAUGGAGGCAUUCUAAUAAGAGUAACUAUAUUCUGCAUUUCCUGCCUUAAUGAAAAGGGAACCAGCCUUUAUUUCUAUUAAGCUUAGUAUAAGGCUCAUGGGUUUUUGUUAUUUUUUUUCAACUAAAGGUAAAAUAUGAGGGAUUAAACUAUAAGACACCCAGAAACUCAAAACUCAAAGAAAACUGAAAUCUGUUUUUUUUUUUUUUUUUAAAUUAUAGUGGCAUUGUUUUAUUUUGGUCACAGGUUAUUUUAUUUGCAAGAUUCUAUCACAAUGAACUGUUCUUUCUGGAGGAAAUUAAUUUCAAAUCUCUUGGGGGCAAAUUCUGUUUCUUGUCAUUCCAAGAGAUAUGAAAGCAUUGCAGUGAUGAUUUUUACUUGUUAAUAAAUUUUCCAGCACAUCUUGGUUCCAAAGCUCUUGAGUAAACCAGACUUGAUUAUAUUAAUAUAAAAUUAUACUUUUCCUCCUAAAUUCAUUGCCCUAAUGAUGCACAGUUUUUCAUUUUUAAAACCUUCAAAUGGGAGAACUUGGGCAAAGACCUUGUAUUGCUGAACAAACAUAUCUGUUGUACCAAAACAGAUUUUUCUAUGAACUAGAGAAUUUAAACACUAUUUUGACUAUAAUGUAUUUAAAAGCCAAUUAUCCUUUUUUGUUGACUUUCUAAUACAAACAUUUUCCUACCCAUACUUGCCCUGGAAUCAUUCCAUUCAUUCCAUAUGAAUUUUUGCAAUUUCUUACUUAUUUGAAGUUAAAUUAAUGAGACCCAAAAAUGUCAACUGAUAGUAAAAAUCUUCCUGGAUAAUUGAUUGUAUAGGCUGCAAAUGUUACAAAUGAGAAAGGACAAAUUUCUAUAUGUGAACAUAAUCCUUUAAACUGCCUUUAUUCCGUUCUUCCUCAUAUUUUCUUGGGUAAAAGUUUGUGGAAUUUAAAAAGUCCAGAGCAAAGACUAGAAAAGCAUGUCAGGCUAUCCCAGCACUAGGAAUAUGAGUUCUUAGUCCUGAGGCAAAGCUUAGUUUUGAUCCUUCUAAAAAUACAUCAUCAAAACUAGUUCUAAAUAAGCAAUAAUUGUCAGGUUGCAGUUUUAUGGCAUUAUGUGUAUUCACCAUUUUGGAGGUAGAGUAAAGAGUAGCAGCACAUCUUGGGAUCAUUUAGCCACAUAUACCCUCUAUUCAGGUAGCAGAGGAGAAAAAGACAACUUUAGGAUGUUGAGUUUUGUUCUUCAUUGUUAUGUUCUGAUCUAUGCACGUCAAGUUGGUGUAUGAGCUCUUUAUGAGGUCAAGUCCAUAUAGACUACUUCACAGGCGAUGAAAGAGCUUUUAUUUUAUUUUUUCUUUUUCAGUGGCCUUGCACUUUCUGGGGAUGGGGGGGGUGGGGUGUUUUAUGUUGAAAAUUCAUUUAUUCUUUAUAAGGUUGAUCGAUUUACAUAGUUUUAUGUGCACAGUUUGUGAGCAAUGUAUGAUUCAGGUUCUUACUGCAAUACAUACUGCACCUAUGAGAGAAUUACUCGUGGAUCCCUUUUUAUAUAUUAUAUAAAAUGUGCUGAGUCUUGUUAAUUAAUAUUCACAAAGUCUUUUGCUGUUACAAUUGUAUAUAGGAAUUUAAAGGAUGUUUUAAAAAUCAGAUGCACUUUUUUCAUUGCAUGCUUCAAAUCCCGAAGGCAAAAUUUAUACUUAAGCAGACAAUUAAAAGACUAGUUUAUAAAAGUAAACCUUUCAAUUAUGUGAUAUUCUGAUACACAGUAAGAAGCAAGCAGUACACGCUUGACAGUGAGAUAAAUUGCAUUUUCCAAGAGAAAAAGAAAAAGCAACAUAAAAUCUUCUUUUGGUACUAUAGUUUUUGCUGGAUGUCUCUUUAUUUUUGUUUUUCUUUUUGUAGGAAGAGGAGGAAUAUUUUACUUAGAAAAGGAGCCUUCAGUUUUUCUGCCCUUCUGGAGACAAUUUAAAAUGUGAAUGAAUUUGAUAUUUUAACGUAAGAACUCUGUUUAAUAAAACCCACUUUAUAAAGUAUAUACUCAGUUCUAUUGAAAAGAUGAUAGCCAGAGAGAGUGAAAGAGAGAAGAGAGAGAGAGAGAGAGAGAGAGAGAGAGAGUGUGUGUGUGUGUGUGUACAAACUAGAAAUAGACAAGAGAGGGCACACAGAGGUAACUGAGAUAUUGAGAUAUGUUUUGGCAAUCAUUAGGUUGGGGGUUUGGUUUUUUCCCAUACCAUUCAACCUGGAAAAUAUUUGAUUUUAGGAAUAGAAGGACUUUAAUUUUAACACUACUCAUCUAGAUCCUCUAGGGCAAAAAUGUCAAACUCACAUCUUGAACCUGAUUAAGAUAUAAUUAAGAAGUUUAUCAAAAAUAAAUUUAAAAUAUAGUUCAACAUAGAAAAUAUUAAUUUGUGAUUUUUUGGUUCAGUUAGUGAUUGGGAGAGAUGUUUCUCUUUGAGUUUGACAUCAUUGCUCUAAGGUAUUUAGUAAUUGUAUAUAGAUUUCCUAUUCACCAAUACGGGUUUAGUAUUAUGAUUAAAUGUAAACUUUUAAAAGAAUGAAUUAAUUCAUUUCUUUCCCCUUAUAGUCCCCAAAAAAGAGUGAAGAAAGGUUAUAUUUUUGACAGCUAAGGCUAUGUGUCAGGGGAAAAGUGGGUCCAAUGAAAUUGGCCUGAGUUUUAAAAUGAAGGGUUUUCUUCAUAAAGGUUUUGUUUUGUUUUUGUAUUUGUCUUUUUCUUUCUGAGAAUUUUCCCCACUCAGUGGAUAUAUUUAUUGAGCCUUUAUUGACCAAACUUAAUUUUAAAAUACUAUAUUAUUUAUUUAGAGUUUGUUUGCUUUGAAUCUUUCCUUUUUGUAGCUCUAGAUGAUAAUAAAUAUGAUGAUUGAAAUAUUAGGUUAAGGAGAAUAAAUAUAAAGCUUAAUGUGUGUUUUCACUUUCCCCCUCCUUGUCUUCCAACGUACACUUUCUCCUCUUCACCGUUCUUUGUUCCAGACACUACAUGACCCCAUUGGUCAUUGAAGUUUGUCUUAAUAAUCUAAUACUUCCAAUAGCCACUUCCACUUCAGAUUAGCAAAAUCUAGAGUCUUGUAAGAGUUGGUGUUGCUUUUUUUAAUCAUUAAUUUUCUCAUUGGGAAAUAAAAUCAUCUGAAAAAGAAUUGUGUUAUAAUUAUAUAAUUAAUUGUGUUAUGAUUUGGAUGGUGGUAGAAGGCUCAAUUUCAGUGGAAGUACUUCCUCCUCCAAGUAAUUUUUUCCCCUUUCUCUUUAACAUGCUACCUCCUUUUACUCUUCCCAUUAUUGUCAUUAAGUGGAAAUAGGGCUAUUCCCCUUGCCCCCAAAUGUGUUUUUUUUAUUUGUUUUGGAGGUGUGAGGUGGGUGGAAUGGGAUUGGGAGAUUUAGGGUUCAUCUCCAAAAACUUCGUGUGGUAUUUUUGGUCACCAUGCCAUAAAUACAUAGACCAGUAUGGAAGUACUUUCUCUUUGAGCAGUUUUGUACACUGGCUGGCAAUAUCUUUAAUUCCUCUUUAUAUCCUCGCUUUUCAAAAAAAUGUAUUCUUACAAUAUUGGUGGUUUCCUAUAUUCUUCUUGGUCUCCAUAGGGAAUUCUGCCCCAUCAUGAGUUGUCAGCUGAUAAAUUAGUUAUAUUGAGAAAUGUCUAUACAAGGGGACUUGGAGAAUGAAAAGUAUGGUUUGGUUCCCUUCUUGGUGAGUAUGGGAAAUAAGACUGAAAACAACUAAUAAUUUAGCCACAUUUGUUAGUUUUAGGCCCUUUAUUAUGAGGCCAGAUGGUGGCUUUUCUAAAGAAAUGAAAUUUAUUUUGCUUAAAAGUUAACUUUUAAGUGAUUUACACAGGCAGUAUUAACUUUGCCAAUUGUCCAAGACAUCAAAAUGUAUUGAUUAAAAAAAAAAAAAUUACUGCACAUCCUCUUCAAAUUAAGUACCCUAUUAUCCAUUUUUAUCUUUAUUUUUUUAGAAUUUUUGAAUGUGAUCAUGUUUUGGGUAUUUGAAGCAAGUUUUGCCUUUUUAUUUAUUAUCAUUAUGUCAUAUUUUUUGGCGCCUUUAUUUGUAAUCUUUGUGAUAAAUCAAAUCUUGGUAUUAUUCAUCUGAAGAGGUUUAUUUUUAAAUGUAUAAAUUUCCAUUUGAUGAAUGGGGAAUCACUGGUCUCGAAAUAAUCUACAUUUUCAUUUAAUCUUUAUUGUCAAAUAAAGUGUCAGCAAUAUUAUUCAGCAGUAGUGAUUUUUGUAUGUAGACUUUGUAUUUAUAUAGUGAUUUCAAGGGGAAGAUGUGCAAAAAAAAAUUAACAUAAAUAAAUGUACUUUAUUUUCUUUAGUGAUGA